This is a messenger RNA of Chroicocephalus ridibundus (black-headed gull), 7661 nucleotides long. RefSeq names its product myelin regulatory factor (gene MYRF). The transcript is spliced from 27 exons. NCBI's taxonomy places the organism in Eukaryota, Metazoa, Chordata, Aves, Charadriiformes, Laridae. Gene Ontology annotation, molecular function: sequence-specific DNA binding; DNA-binding transcription factor activity. Gene Ontology annotation, cellular component: endoplasmic reticulum membrane; nucleus. Bases 242 to 3709 code for a protein of 1155 amino acids. The record is from RefSeq and is a predicted model, not a curated record. Gene Ontology annotation, biological process: central nervous system myelin maintenance; protein autoprocessing; positive regulation of DNA-templated transcription.
UCUCGGCGGAGGCCGAUGGGCAGCGGGCGGCCGCGCUGGGUGCGGGGACCGGUACCGGCUCCGGGACCCCGCCGGGGCGGCGGCGGUGCGGGACGCUGAGGGCUCGGCGGCGGAGGAGCUGGAAGGGAAGGGAAGGGUCGUCGUCGUUGUUGUUGUUGUUGGUGGUGGUGGUGGUGGGGGUGGUGGGAUGCCCCCCUGCAAGCGCGGAGACUAACCCGGCCGGCCGGUGCAUGGCCCAGACAUGGAGGUGGUGGACGAGACGGAAGCUUUGCAGCGCUUUUUUGAAGGCCACGACAUUAAUGGAGCUCUGGAACCAUCUAACAUCGACACGAGCAUCCUGGAAGAGUACAUCAGCAAGGAGGACUCACCAGAUAUCUGUUUCCCUGACAUCCCUGCUUCAGCCAGCUAUGCGCACCCCCAGCCCUCCAGCUCAACCACCGUCAACGCGCCUCUUGCCAGCUCCAUCGCCAAUGUGACCAACCCCGCUUCCAGCGGUUCCCUCCACCUUCCUCCCCCGGGCAGCCAGAUCCCAAUCCGACAUGGUCCUCUUCUGGCCAACCCUUGCGGACCCAGCUACGGUGCUCACCUCAACUGCAAUAACAACAAUGGCAUGGUGGUGCCCAAGGGCUACCUUGGUGGCCACUGCCUAAACAACGUGGUCCCUCCAAUCAAAUCAGAGCCCAAGGCCUCCUACGCACCUGGCACUUUACCUGACUCUCCCCCGGACUCCGGAUCAGAAGCCUACUCCCCUCAGCAGGUGAAUGAUCCUCACCUCCUCCGGACCAUGACCCCCGAGAACAUGUGCCACAUGACUCCCCCUUCUCGCCUGGAGCACCCUCCUCCGCCGCCUCCCCCUCCGCCUCCCCACCUGCAGGGUCCCCCGCCACCGCCGCCCCCCCACCCGCACCAGCAGCAGCACAACCCCCACUACCCCGGCCUGCAGCGGGACAUGUUCAUGAAGGCCGAGCCCCUGAUGCCACCCUACGGCAUGGGGCAGGGCAUGGCGCCUGCCGACCUCCACCAUGCCCAGCAGUCGCAGAUGCUGCACCAGCUACUCCAGCAGCACGGAGCAGACCUCCCGGUGCACCCUGCCAAGAAGCGGAAACACUCUGAGUCGCCCCCCAACACCCUCAAUGCACAGAUGCUCAACGGGCUGAUAAAGCAGGAGCCAGGUAUGGGGUCCGUGCCACUCAACCCUGACAGAGUCCAAACGCCUCCCUGGCACCAGCCGGGAGCGCUCUCACCAGGCCUGAUUCAAGACAACGACAGCUUGAACGGCUCCUACUUGGAUCCCAACUACCAGUCUAUAAAGUGGCAGCCACAUCAACAGAACAAGUGGGCAACCCUGUAUGAUGCCAACUACAAAGAACUCCCGAUGCUCACCUACCGCGUCGAUGCUGACAAGGGCUUCAACUUCUCAGUGGGCGACGACGCUUUUGUGUGCCAGAAGAAGAAUCACUUCCAGGUCACAGUCUACAUCGGCAUGCUUGGAGAUCCCAAGUAUGUGAAGACCCCCGAGGGCCUGAAACCCUUAGAGUGCUUCUACCUGAAGCUGCACGGAGUGAAGCUAGAGGCCUUGAACCAGUCCAUCAAUAUCGAGCAGUCGCAGUCUGACCGCAGCAAACGGCCCUUCAACCCCGUCACGGUCAACCUGCCUCCAGAGCAGGUCACCAAGGUCACUGUGGGGCGGCUGCACUUCAGCGAGACCACAGCCAACAACAUGCGGAAGAAAGGCAAACCCAACCCAGACCAGAGGUAUUUCAUGCUCGUGGUGGCCUUGCAGGCACACGCGCAGAACCAGAACUACACGCUGGCAGCCCACAUCUCCGAGCGCAUCAUCGUCAGAGCCUCCAACCCUGGCCAGUUUGAGAGCGACAGCGACGUGCUCUGGCAGCGCGCACAGCUCCCCGAUACUGUUUUUCACCAUGGCCGGGUUGGCAUCAACACGGACCGCCCCGAUGAAGCCCUCGUGGUCCAUGGCAAUGUGAAGGUCAUGGGUUCGCUGAUGCACCCUUCAGACGUCCGAGUGAAGGAGGACAUCCAGGAGGUGGACACCACAGAGCAGCUGAAGAGGAUCUCCCGUAUGCGGCUGGUCCACUACAACUACAAACCCGAGUUUGCGGCCACGGUGGGCAUUGACAACACCUCGGAGACAGGCGUCAUUGCUCAGGAGGUAAAGGAGAUCCUCCCUGAGGCUGUGAAGGACACCGGAGACCUGGUCUUUUCCAAUGGGAAGACCCUUGAGAACUUCCUGGUGGUCAACAAGGAGCGCAUCUUCAUGGAGAACGUGGGAGCCGUGAAGGAGCUGUGCAAACUGACAGACAACCUGGAGACCCGCAUCGAUGAGCUGGAGAGGUGGAGCCACAAGCUGGCCAAGCUGAAGCGGCUGGACAGCAUGAAGUCAACCGUGAGCUCCGGGGCAUUCAGCCAAACGGGAAGCCAGUUCAGCCGCGCGGGAAGCGUGCCCCACAAAAAGAGACCCCACAAAGUAGCCAGCAAGUCACCAUCGGUUGUCCCGGAACAAGCCUGCAUCAGCCAGCGGUUCCUGCAGGGCACCAUCAUUGCCUUGGUCAUCAUCAUGGCAUUCAGCGUGGUGUCCAUGUCCACGCUCUACGUGCUGAGCUUGCGCAGUGAAGAAGACCUCGUGGAUAUCGAUGGCUCUUUUGCUGUGCCCACUGCCUGUCUCCUGGCCCUCUUUCGGCACAGGGGUCCUGGGGUGCCGGUCGCUCUAUGUCCACGGUCAAGCCAGAACUUCGACAAAACGCAGAUGGUGCGAUCCACAGUUGCGUCAGACGGAGCCAGCGGCAGGACCCCCUCGCACCACGUCACAGAGGACACGCGUGACUUAGACUUCGGCUCACCUGGUCCCAGUGUGCUGGCCUGCUUCAGCCCACCAUGUUUCUCCACGUGCUGCUCUGCUGCUCCCACCAAUGUCUCCUCCGUUGCCCUCUCUGAGACCAGCCCCACUCAUGCCACGAACCGGACAGACCAAAGCCAGACCUCACUCCUGCCGGUGACAAAUAUCAAAGCCAAAUCCAGGGGCAUCACCGGGAAAGCGACCUCCUACGCCAAGUGGCCAAAGACGCCUGACAGGUCUCAGAGCUUCGGCAGCCCCAAUGCCAGCCCCUCCUCCCCCUUCACCCACCUCCAGGCCAAAUCCAAGUACAUCUCCAACCUCUCGCUCUCCCGCAGCAACUCCCCGCUGGGGCAGAGCCGGCAGCAGCGCAGCAUCAAGCAGCCGGUGAGCGAGUGGCCCCGCACGCAGGAUCCCGGCACGGAUGGGCCAAGCCCAGUGCUGCACUCCAUCCGGAUCACGGAGAUCAAUAUGGCCAUCCAGUCCCAGUACUGCGCAGCCGCCGACGCCUGCAGGACUGGAAACUUCACCUACCGCAUCCCUGUCAACCAGCUGACAGCAGUGAACACCAACCUGACCCUGGAGAUGAACUCCUCCUCCACCGUGUCCAUCUCCCUUUGUGGCCUCGUCUCCAACGACCCCUGCCAGGAUGCUGCGAGCACCAACACCUCCACCGAUGCCACAGACGCACAGGAAACGACGCACCGCUGGCCUCUCGUGAUGAUGUCUUUCCAGGAGUUCACCUACCACUUCCGAGUGGCGCAGCCUGGCCGAGCCAACUGCAGCACUGCCCCCGAGCAGAUGGGCCACCUUUUCACUGACUAUUAUUUCCAGUUUUACUGGCUCUGUGAGUGAGUCCUGGCAGCACCAGUGCCCUCUGGUCGGAGAGAGGAGGGGGACUGGUGACACUGGCGCCCUGUACACCCUCCUCCGCUAGCCCCCAGCCCCACUUUACCCCCUCCCCCCCGGCUGCUGCGGGGGGGGACGCGGAGCUGGUUUGGUUGUGGCUGGUGACACAAGGCACUGAAGCAGGGACACACAACCAGCCCCGUGGGACCUCCUGGGCUCACCUCGCGCCAGCUCCCACCCCCCCACCCGAAAUCCCUCUCUCCUUCCCUUUAUGGGGACGCCCGUGUCCUCCGUCGCUUCUCCCUCCCUUUGCCACACUGGAUUUGAAAGCAAUUACACUGGACUGAACGGGGACGGGAGCUCCAUCCUGUACUGGCCCAGCCGUCCCAGAUGCGGCGCAUCGGUUCUUCACGACACUGGAAAUUGCUCGACACUGGAGCCCUUUCCGAGAGCGAAACGCUGGAGUUUGGCCUGGAAAGGGAGGCUGUGCCUGGACGUACUGGAAGUCGUACACUGGAGUUGCUGUUCCUUCUACAGAAUACCCCCCCCCGGAGACCCCAGGACCCACCGACGGACUGUCCUUUGUGGACAACAAGCGAAGGUGCAGCUUCGACGUCAGCCCUGUCUGUCCCCCUCCUCACCGUACUCUUAACUUUCACCGUAUCCGCUGGAGAAACCCAAGAACCCCACUAAAAAAAGCGCUGCUGCGGCUGUGCCCGGGCCAAACCGUGUGUGGGGCCACUUGCCAUCAACCCAGGGGAGAAAAAAACCUCACCGGGAGUCACCUGCAUUAAAGCGUCGUGGGACCUGUUUUUAGUUUUCACUUGGCAGCCGCGCGCGGCCUCUCGCGACGCGCGUGGAGCCGCCCGCUUCGUCCUUCCAGCCAGCACAGCCACAUCUGCCCAGACGUGCAGAGGCGAGACCACCGGCAGAGCAUGGCCGGGUGGCCGGGGACGCGUGACGUGGCUCCGCUGCACCCCACCCUGGCUAAGGGAUCUCCGCCAGGUGCCGAAAAGGCUGGUCCUCCCCCUAAAGCGGGGAACGGCAGCGACCGCGGGCCCUCGCUGUCGGAGUGCGGUUAUGUUGAGUGUAUUUGGGGUGUUUUACUGUUACAAGUUCUUAACUUGCUAAACUACUGAAUUUUUAUUAUUUUGCGGGGGGAGGGGGGGGGCCGUUUAAGCAGUAUAAAAAUGGGUCUCUAAAUUCUGUCCCUGUUGAGCCACGCGUGUCUGGCGUAGGAAACCAAAGUUGGGCAGGGGGGCACUGCUAAGCUCCACGUUAAAAGCUUGAGAGCUCCAGCGGCGCCGGGAGGCGUCAGACUGGCUGCCCGGUGCCCAUCCUCCUCCCCGUCCCUAAAGACGGAGCCACCUGCGUCCCCGGAGGCCGAGCCACCCCCCAGGUCCUUGUGUCGGAGGGACAUUUCUCUAAGGAAGCAGCAGCUGGGGAAGGGCGGUGAGGGGGAAACGCCGCUCGCCGCUCCCGGAGGGCUCUAAAGCUGGCUUCGGAGAAGAGCACGCCUUGUCCCGCGCAGCUCCGGCGCUGGACGUUGGCAACCCAAACCAAACUGGUUUUGGGAAACGGCAUCAGGCUCCGGCUGCUGCGUUUUUGUGGCUUUCAGCGGAGCCGAUGGAGAUGGUCUCUUUGAGGUCCCUUCUGCCUCCUCUAAGCAUUCUGUGAGCGAUCCCUUUGCCGUCCCGUUACCAGCACGGAGGAGCGCGUGGCUGCUGCCACGGCUCCGGAGAAACAAGCUGCGAAGAUUUUUUUUUUUUUUUUUUUUCUUUUUUUAAAUCCAGAUAGAGAGAUGGUUCCUGCGCGCACCCCGUGGGACCCUACAUGGGCUUCUCUCCGCAGCCCGGGGAGCGGCUUUGUCUCCCGUCACCCGUCUCCGAACUCCUGAGCUCGUCCCUUGUGACAGCGCCAGGAGCUGGUGUCCCCGCCACCGAAGGCUUUUUAUUUGUAGGGCGGUUUCAAGGUCAGGUUUUCCAUUCCUGCUCUACGCCUACGGUCACCAAACGCUUAACUAGACCUGGGUGUGACGCUCUCCAGGCAUUAAAACGCACCGAAGCCUGGGCAGGCAGAGCCGGGGGGCCAGCAGGGAAAUUCCAGGCAGCCAAACAGGAGUGAAAAUGGGGGACUACCCAAAUUUGGGGAGCUCAGCAGGAAAGCAAGAGGUCCCAAGGUACCUGCACAUGAGCAGGUCAGCUCCACGCUCAGCAGGCUUCUCCAUUUCUCCCCGUUUCUCCAUUUCUCCCUGCGACUGGGACGGAAAGCCUCCGCCGUAGCCUUCUGGAGAGGCCGCCCAGCGCUCUUCCCUCCGCCUGCCCUGAGCUUUUUUUUUUUUUUUUGUGCUUAAUCUGGGAAGUUACUUUCUUGGCAGCUUUUAUUCUCCACUUGGCAAUCAGUGGCCCGGGCUGGCACGACCUUAUUCAGGCGAGCGAUGCCACGUGCUCUUCGACACCGGCUCAGCUGAGACGUAGCGUGCCCAGAGCCGCCGUUCUCCCUUGCGUUGCCGAGCUGGGCUAAACGCCCCUGCGCUCCUGUAGCCCCUUAAGAGGUGCCGGGCGGUGCUGCGAGGGCCACCACGAAGCCACCUCCUGGCUGGUGGCCCUGACCGAGGUCAGCAGAGACCCAGGAGUACAUCUCGCCCCGGGAAAAGCCGCUCCUGGAGGGGAAGAAUCAAUCAAUCGUUAAGAAACGCGCCGGCAGCGGCGUGGCCCAAGAGGAGAUGGGGGUCUCUCGGGUGUCCCUGCGACGCUCAGCCACGGCGUUAACCAGGGCCACUGGCAAACCAAGUGGCUGAGGGCUACGGAGACAUCCCCAGUGCCUUUUUCUGCUGCCAGGACAGCGCGAGGGACCAGCGGUUUCCCACGCGGGCGUAAAAUGCCGCGUGCCUCAAAACCGGUGGCCGGUUAGCUUAAGAACUGAGACGAGGCAACACCUGCAGUGCAGAAGCCGGCCCUGCCCACGCACGGCGGGUUGACAGCGGAGCAGCACCGGGCAGACAGCGAUCCCUGGGAUCGAACGAGGAGAAGGAUUCAGAAUGCGUUUUUAGCAUCUUAUAUCGCAAAUAGGAUUUUUUUUUUAUUUUUUUUUUUUUUUGUCUUAAACUCUACCGCAAAGCGUGCGCCGGUUCCGCCGGCCGCUGCGCAGCAAGGCAGAAACGAGCUCAGGGGGGGCUCCGUAAUUAUUUAAGGGUCACGGGAUUGGGCCGAAGCCCGCGGAAAAGAUCUGUUUGCGUAGAGUCCCCCCCAAGGAACUUCCCCCCUCAGUGAAGCCGCGUUCCCCAUCCCCAAUCAGUAACGAGAGAGUUCACAAUCAGGCCUUUCCCGGCGUAGAGACGGAGGGAGCUCUGAGCCGAUGUCUCCAGCCGUACAGCUUGGGGGAAAAAAAAGAAAAAAAAAAAACAAAACAAACCCCACUCUUCCCGCUGGAAACCAGACGCUUCAUCUCUCGAGACAUUCCCGGCAGGAAGGAAGACAAGCGUGGAAACGAAGCCACUCGCCAAAGUCUGGCUGCUUCGGAGUUUGUUUCAAAAGCAAAUUCGCAAACGUUCUGUCCUACCGUUUGAAAAGAGCUUAAAGCCUGUAAAUAGAGACUAUGCCACCACUGCAAGAAUUAAGGAAGGAAAAGAAAAAAAAAAAGAAAAAAAAAAAAAGUAAAGCACUAAUUUGUUUGGUUUAAAUGUUGCUGUCACAGCUUUAAUCACUGUAUAUUGCCAGCGAGUUUGUAGAGUUGCAUUCUUAGCAGGUUAUUAUUGAUUAUCGGUUUUUAUUCGUGGGGAACAAGCGUGGUUUCCCCCCCCUUUCUUUCUGAUUUAUAUUUAUAUUUUGCUGAAUUUGAGUGCCGACUCUCCGGAUUCCCCUUUUUUUUUUUUUUUUUUUUUUGGUUUGUUUGUUUGGCUUAUUUAGACUUUGUUUUAUGCUGGAGGUAAAUAUGCCCAUAUAAAUAAAUAUAUAAA